Molecule: messenger RNA, 1277 nt
Organism: Owenia fusiformis
Lineage: Eukaryota; Metazoa; Annelida; Polychaeta; Sabellida; Oweniidae
Source: the annotation of a GenBank genome assembly
AUUAUCACCCACCAUAAAAGCCACGUCAGUUUUUUUAGUUUCAAAAUUUUGCACAAUCAUUGGAUUUAUACGUAUUACAGCAGUUCUAUAGCUACAACAACAGUAAAUCUUAUAUACGGUAGUUCCAUUCUACCCUAAGAACAAUGGCACAGAGUGAUAUAGGCGAUUGGUACCGUGGUAUACCACAAAUAACUCGGUACUGGUUCACUGCUUCUGUUGUUUUUCCUCUGGCUGGAAAAAUUGGACUUUUUGCUCCAUUGACUAUGAUACUGAAAUAUGAGUGGGUCGUUCAUCAUUUCCAGAUAUGGCGGCCAUUUACUGCUCUAGUUUACUACCCAAUCACCCCCCAAACAGGGUUCCAUUAUCUCAUCAACCUCUACUUCAUGUACUCAUAUUCCACAAGACUUGAAACGGGAGUGUUUGAUGGGAGGCCUGCUGACUAUGUUUUCAUGUUAGUGUUUAACUGGAUCUGCCUUGUGCUUGUUGGUUUUUUAGCAGAAUUAAUGUUGUUGAUGGAUCCAAUGAUCCUGAGUGUUCUCUAUGUUUGGUGCCAGUUAAAUAAAGACCAGAUUGUGCAGUUCUGGUUUGGAACUCAAUUUAAAGCUAUGUACUUGCCAUGGGUCCUUGUUGGCUUCAAUAUGAUCAUAAGGGGAGGGGGAAUGAGUGAGCUGUUUGGUAUACUAGUGGGACAUCUAUAUUUCUUCCUCAUGUUUAAAUAUCCACAAGAGUUUGGUGGCAGACAGUUCCUGAGUACUCCACAGUUUCUAUACAAAUACUUUCCAAACAGACGAGGUGGAGUUGCAGGCUUCGGCAUGGCACCUCAAAGCAGACGUCAAGAGCGAGAUGAUAAUGGGGGCAGGCAUGCUUGGGGUACUGGAAACCAACUUGGUGGAGAUUAGGUUGAUGAUGUGAAGGGAAUCGGUGGUGUUAUUUUGAAAGACUGUCAUUUGAAAUAAACUGAGCAAAAUUUUAUAGUCAUUAAAAACAUUUGUCUCAAGCAAAAAUAUCUGGAUUCAUCAAUAAUGCAAUUGAGAAACAGAUUUGAACUUGAAAUAAACCGUUUGCAUCAGUUUGACUUCACAUCCUCAAAGAGGACUCUCCUUCAGUUGUAGGGACUUAAUAUGAAGGGUUAUAUGUUGUUAGAAAGGUGCCAUGCAUUUAGGAAAGCAUUGAUUAACUGGUAAAAUACAAUGAAAAGGUGUUUUAAAAGAAAUGAUUAUUCAUGAAUACAACCCAUUGAUAAGUUAACAUUCAGUGUAUUCUUCUUGGUUCUGGUA